AGAAUAUGAAUUAAAAAAAAACAACAAACACAAUCUGAAACUCACAAAAACACAAAUCUAAAGCCGUUUGUUUCAAAUUAAAUUAUCAUAUCAAAUUAAAUUAUCAUUUGCUUUAUCAAAUAUAUUUGCUGACAAUUUAAGAUCAAAAGAUAAAAAAGAUGUCUUCAAAAAAAAAUAUGCUGCUUCGAAUUCAGACAAGGGAUGGCGUUAAAAGAAUAGAGAUGGCUAUUUCAGAUAUGGUAUCUUGUCUGUAUGAAAAGGUUACUGAGUCUUUUGAUCUGCCACCAAACGGAUGGCUACUAUACAAAGACAGAGCUUAUAAAGAUGAAAUAGCAAGAAAUGCUAAAAAAUCUCUAAGAAUGUUGCAUCUACAGCAUGGAGAUAUAUUAUACCUUCAAGAUGUUGAUAAAGAUUUGCGUGAAAGCUUGAGUCAUUCUUUUAAAUCAGAUGAUUUUGGCAGUGUUGUCAAUGAUGAAAUUAAUGGUCAGCAAAUAGUUAAUACUGUUGAAGAUGAAAUAGACAUACUUUUGUCCCAUGAAUCUGGGUUGAUUCAAAGAAAGAAAGAUCCUCAACUAUGUAAACAUAAUAACCAUGGGAAGUGCUUGCACUGUUCUCCUUUAGAGCCUUAUGAUGAAGAAUACUUAAAGAGUCUAAAUCCUCCUGCAAAACAUUUAUCUUUUCAUGCAUAUUUGAAGAAGUUAAAGAGUGGUGCAAGCAGGGGGAAGUUUGUAAAUAUGGAAGAUUUAAAUUGUAAAAUUAAGCCUGGUUGUCUAGAGCACUCCCCUUGGCCAAAAGGAAUUUGUACUAAAUGUCAACCCAGUGCUGUUCUACUUAGCAGACAAAAAUACAGACAUGUUGAUAAUAUAAUGUUUGAAAAUCCCAUGAUAAUGGAUCGCUUCUUAAAUUAUUGGCGUAAUACUGGUUUUCAGAGACUAGGCUAUUUGUAUGGAAAAUAUGAGAAACAUGACAAUGUACCAUUAGGAAUACGUGCAACUGUUGCUGCUAUUUACGAACCACCUCAGGAAAAUACUAAAGAUCGUAUUCAGCUUCUUGAAGACAACCAUGAUGAAUUUGUAGAAAUAUUAGCUUCAUAUAUGGGAUUAAGAAGGGUUGGUUGGAUAUUUACAGAUUUAUUGCCUGAUGAAGAAAAUUCUGGUUUAGUCAAACAUUUAAGACAUAGCAAAAGUCACUUUUUAAGUGCUCAAGAAUGCAUCACAGCAGCUCACUUUCAAAACAAGUAUCCAAAUUCCUGUAGAGAUUCUUCAGCUGGAAAGUUUGGCUCAAAAUUUGUUACAGUUUCUGUAUCAGGUCAUGAAGAUAAGCAUAUUCAUUAUGAUGGUUGGCAGGUAUCAAACCAAUGCAUGGCACUUGUUCGUGAUGGAUGUUUAGUGCCUACAAUAGAUGAUCCUGCUCUUGGUUAUAUAAAAGAAUCAUCUAGUGACCAAUAUGUUCCAGAUGUUUUUUAUAAGGAGAAAGAUGUGUAUGGCAAUGAAGUUACUCGUAUUGGAAGACCAAUGCCAAUGGAGUAUUUUUUAAUAGAAGUACCUGCUGCUUUUCCUAUAGAACCACAAUAUACAUUUGUUGGGUGCAGGGAUUCGCCAUUUCCUAUUGAGAAUAGGUCACAGAUAGGAGAAAUUCAGAACUUUGAUGUGUUUGCGCAAUAUGUCCGAACGAUAUCUUCAAAUAUAGUUGAUGGAUUUUCAGAUUUUCAUUUCUUAUUAUACAUGUUUACCAAUGAUAUGCUUCCAAUGAGGAGCAUUCUUAAUGACAUAUGUAAAGCUCUUAAAUCAAAAAAUGAAAAUUUGCUACGAGAUUGUUUGGAAAAAGAAGAAUGGAGAACAGUGGUACAACUCAUUCAAGCACACGUUCAUUCCCCGUUUGAAAGUGUUGCAAAUAGAAGGGGCUCUGUGGAAAUGAUGGAUACCGACUCAGUAGAUGUGACGGGAUGGACAUGUAGACAUUGCACUUAUAUAAACUCGCCUUCAUGCGAUGCUUGUGAUAUGUGUUCUUUACCAAAUUCUUAAAUAUUGUGAAUCUUAAAAUAUUUAAUCGAUUAUUUCUGCUUGCUUUUGUAACCAUUAUGAAAAAAAUUGACAAUUUAA
This is a messenger RNA of Hydra vulgaris (swiftwater hydra), 2102 nucleotides long. RefSeq names its product nuclear protein localization protein 4 homolog. NCBI's taxonomy places the organism in Eukaryota, Metazoa, Cnidaria, Hydrozoa, Anthoathecata, Hydridae. Gene Ontology annotation, cellular component: nucleus. The record is from RefSeq and is a predicted model, not a curated record. Gene Ontology annotation, molecular function: ubiquitin binding; ubiquitin protein ligase binding. Gene Ontology annotation, biological process: ubiquitin-dependent protein catabolic process.